CCUGACGACCUGUUCUCUCCUGUGCAGCCCUACUCCAGAGCGGCAGACCCGCACAGCUGUGUGAGCGAUGGAAAGACGCAGUCCUUCUUCCAGCACCCUGUCAGACUGUUCUGGCCGAAGUCCAAGUCCUAUGACUACCUGUACAGUGACGGACAGGCUCUCCUGAAGAACUUUCCAGCCCAGGCCACCAUCAACUUCUAUGAAGAGUCUGACAGCGAGGAGGAGGAGGAGGAGGAUGACGACGACAACGAGGGGUGUGAGACGGAGGAGGAGGAGGAGGAAAGCGAGUCGGGGUGCCACCCAUCUCGGACGAGCCCGCGCCAACCUCCGUCCGGCAUCUCCUGCUACAACUGAGCCCCGGCACUGAUCCGAAACACAGCGCCGGUUGUGCAACGUCUGCAGAGAGCGGGUCAUGCCGCGUCUAUCCCAGUCGGGCUCCAGGCUGUCCCGGCCGGCAGAGCGCCGAUGGCAGGAGCUCUGGAGCUGGUGCCUCUGCGCUGAUGGAACAUCAACUCCUGUGAUGAAUCCCGGGAAAGACUCCAGGGGGAACUGGAAAUGUGGGAGGGGGCAUUUCAAUAUGGAAGACCGACACUUGUCAGGUUUUAAGCUGAGCGGGGAGUUGCAGUGACGAGGUGGGGGGGGAGAUUCCUAUCAGUAAGUUUAGAUUGUAUUUAUUACCCUUUUAAGGAAAGGUGCUCUUAGCCCCCUCCUGCAUUAACAUGGGCUGGGCCAAGUGCCUGCAGUACAGAGGGUUAUCUCCUGUCCCUCCAUUCUCACCUCUCGGUGUCCUGUGCCAGAGCUGUCGGUGGCCAUUUUAUUUGACACAACAGACAGAAACUCUGAGCUCAUUGCAGGCUAGAGAGUCCGAGACUGAAGAUGUGGAAUAUUGUCCCAUAUUGGGACAGAGGCUUUGCUGGCUGAUGAGACUCCUCUUAUCCCGGGUCGAAACUUUGUAUUUUGGGUGUAAAACUAUUCAGAUUUCUAAUAAUAUUUGUAAAUUUAACUUAUAUUGUACAAAGUCAAAUUUGAAAAGCGCUAUUUUUGUAUUUUUAUAUGGUUUUUUACUAUUUUAUUAAAUUCUUUAAUAUAAGGAAUUCAUGGAAAUAAAGCUUAUACCGUGAAAAAGACCAUCUCCAGUUUGAAUGUGUGUACGACAAAGCGAUGAGGUUCAGUUGUUUGUUACAGAAGUCUCCUUUUCCCGGCUCAAUCCGGUGUGUCCAUUCCAGGGAAACCAGACCAGUCACAAACGAGAGGAGCCAUCCAGCCAUCCAAAUGGCCGGUUUGCUAGUUGGUAGUUUAACUAAUCCCAGGAUUUCAUCCAGCAGUUUCUCAAAAGAAACCGGCAGCUUGUUCCACACCCCCACCUCCCUUUGCGUAAAGAAGCGUCUCCUGUUCCCAGUUUGAAAUGCCCGCUCCACACCGGGGCCACAUGGUAGUGCAGGCCAUGAUCUCUUUGUAGGUUAAUGUGUCAUCAGAGAGCAGUCUCUCCAUCUUCCCCGCACAGAAAGCUGACGC
Messenger RNA from Lepisosteus oculatus (spotted gar), 1515 nucleotides. The record is from RefSeq and is a predicted model, not a curated record. Lineage: Eukaryota; Metazoa; Chordata; Actinopteri; Semionotiformes; Lepisosteidae.